UGCCACGAGGACGGCUCCCGCCUGCGGGCCGUGUUCGAUGCCCUGGACCGGGACGGGGACGGCUUCGUCCGCAUCGAGGACUUCGUCCAGUUUGCCACGGUCUACGGGGCAGAGCAGGUGAAGGGCCUGACCAGGUAUUUGGACCCCAGUGGGCUUGGCGUGAUCAGCUUCGAAGACUUCCACCAAGGGAUCACGGCGAUCAGAAAUGGAGGUUCGGAUGGCCAGCUGCACGGCGUUCCUGCUGCCCAGGAUGAGGGUCUCCCGGUCUGUCCUGAUGACUUCGACGACUUCAUCACCUGCGAGGUCACCGAGGUGACAGACAGCGCGUACGUGGGCUCCGAGAGCACCUACAGUGAAUGCGAGACCUUCACCGACGAGGACACGAGCACCCUGGUGCACGCCGAGCUGCAGCCCGAGGGGGACACGGACAGCGCAGGCGGCUCCGCUGUGCCCUCCGAGUGCCUGGAUGCCAUGGAGGAGCCCGACCGCGGGGCCCUGCUAAACGGCCCUGGCUUGUCCCACCCGCGAGGCCAGUCUGUGGUCACGGUGAUCGGUGGCGAGGAGCACUUUGAGGACUACGGUGAGGGCAGCGAGGCAGAGCUGUCGCCAGAGAGCCUCUGCAGCCGGGAGCUCGCCUGCAGGGAGCCAGCGCUCCUCACCCCCAGCUCCGACCCACUGGCUGCCAGGCUGCAUGGCCUCCUCUCCGACGAGGCUUCCGAGUUCCACUGUAGCCAGUGCCACAGACAGAUCAGCCGCCUCGAAGACCUUUCUGCUCGCCUGAGCGACCUUGAGAUGAAUAGUCCUGCAAAACGGCUGUCCAGCAGGAAGGUGGCAAGGUUCUUGCACCAGUCGGGGGCCCUGACCAUGGAGGCCCUGGAGGAGCCUGCUCCGGAGCCCGUGGACAGUCCCGAGGAGGACAUUGCUGACAAGGUUGUCUUCCUGGAGCAGCGGGUAUUAGAGCUGGAGAAGGGCACUGCGGCCACGGGGGAGCAGCAUGGCCGGCUGCGACAGGAGAACCUGCAGCUCGUGCACAGAGCCAACGCCCUGGAGGAGCAACUGAAGGAACAGGAGCUGAGGGCCUGUGAGAUGGUCCUGGCAGAGUCUCGGAGGCAAAAGGAGCUCUUGUGCAAGAUGGAGAGAGAGAAGAGCAUCGCAAUUGAGAGCCUGCAGGCCAGGCUGCAGCAGCUGGAUGAAGAGAAUGGCGAGCUGCGGUCCUGCACGCCCUGCCUGAAGGCCAGCAUCGCACGCCUGGAGGAGGAGAAGCAGAAGCUGCUGGGUGAGAUAGAGGAGCUGACACGGCGGCUCAGCGAGGAGCAAGAGGGCAAGAGGAAGCUGGGCGACCGGCUGAGCCACGAGAGGCACCAGUUCCAGAGAGACAAGGAGGCCACGCAGGAGCUGAUCGAGGACCUCCGCAAGCAGCUGGAGCACCUGCAGCUCUUCAAGCUGGACGCGGAGCAGAGGCGGGGCCGCAGCAGCAGCGCCGGGCUGCAGGAGUACCACAGCCGCACCCGCAAGAGCGAGCUGGAGCAGGAAGUCCGCAGGCUGAGGCAGGACAACCGCAGCCUGAAGGAGCAGAACGAGGAGCUGAAUGGGCAGAUCAUCACCCUCAGCAUUCAGGGUGCCAAGAGCCUCUUCUCCACCGCCUUCUCCGAGUCCCUGGCUGCAGAAAUCAGCUCUGUGUCCCGUGACGAG
Tupaia belangeri chinensis (Chinese tree shrew) is the source of this 1692-nucleotide messenger RNA. RefSeq names its product RAB11 family interacting protein 3 (gene RAB11FIP3). Gene Ontology annotation, molecular function: calcium ion binding. Gene Ontology annotation, cellular component: cleavage furrow; recycling endosome membrane; midbody. The record is from RefSeq and is a predicted model, not a curated record. NCBI's taxonomy places the organism in Eukaryota, Metazoa, Chordata, Mammalia, Scandentia, Tupaiidae. Gene Ontology annotation, biological process: regulation of cytokinesis; endocytic recycling.